Messenger RNA from Numida meleagris (helmeted guineafowl), 1257 nucleotides. Its product is annotated as dickkopf-related protein 3-like. NCBI's taxonomy places the organism in Eukaryota, Metazoa, Chordata, Aves, Galliformes, Numididae. Gene Ontology annotation, cellular component: extracellular region. The record is from RefSeq and is a predicted model, not a curated record. Gene Ontology annotation, molecular function: receptor antagonist activity; co-receptor binding. The transcript is spliced from 4 exons. Bases 530 to 1111 code for a protein of 193 amino acids. Gene Ontology annotation, biological process: multicellular organism development; negative regulation of canonical Wnt signaling pathway.
CGAGGAGGACGGCCCGACGUGUCCCUGAGCCCCGUGGAGGGGACACCGGCCUCGGGGACAGAGCACAACACCGCACCAGGACGGGCCCCGCGAUCGGAGAGCUCCGGGGGGAGCGGAGCCCCCGGCAGCCCGGGGACGCGGCGGCGGCGCUGUCUGCCGUCCCAGCGGAGACCGUCUGCGGUUUGCUCAGGAGAUGGGGGCCGGGCAGCAGACACCUCGUUAGCAGAGCUGUUAGGGAAGGUGCAAAGCUCGUCACCCCCGCGGGCGCGGGGGGGGCUGCACCGAGCGCGGGGACAGCGCCGGAGUCGGGCGGCGCCGGAGCCAGACUGCUCCGAGGGGGCGGUUUGCUUUGGGGCUGUAGCACCCAGCGAGGGGAAGGCUGCAAUUACGUUAAUCCCUUAAACCCUGAUUGCCUCCUCCUUCCCCAUUAGGCGAGCAAACACGCGGAGCAGCGGGGGGCCGCGGGGGCCGCGGGUUACAAAUAGGCAGCGCCCACCGGGAGCCCCCCAGUGCCACCGCCGCCAGCGCCAUGCAGCCGUUCCCGGCGCUCCUCUGCCUCCUCGCCGCGCUCCUGCCCGCCGCCGCCGCGCAUCUCUGGGCCUGGAUGUACGCGCUGCCCCAGCACCCGCCCGACAGAGCCGCGCUGGGCAGAAGCGCCGGUCCGGGGGGCAGCGAGGAGGAGGUGACACCGUGCGGCCCCACCACCCCCUGUGCCCACGGACACUUCUGCGACGAACACUUCGGGCUGUGCCUGCCCACGCGCCCCGCCGGGCAGUACUGCCGCCGCGACACCCACUGCGCCCACGGCCUCCUCUGCACCUUCGGGAAGUGCCAGCAGCCCGUGCCCGACGGGCAGGAGGGAGCACGGUGCCAGCGGGACGAGGACUGCGGGGUGGGCAGCUGCUGCGCGCGGCGGCACGGCGAGUUACUGUGCCAGCAGCGGCUGGAGCUGGGGCAGAGCUGCCACGUGCCCCCCGGGGGUCUGGCCUUCAGCAUCAACCAGGUGUGCCCCUGCCAGGCUGGGCUGGUGUGCCGAGCAUCGCCCCCACCACGAGAGAAAGCAUUCGAGUAUUGGCCGGAGAAGAGCGAGUGGAGGUGCCGGCAGCCCUGAGCCAGCAGCGCUGUAUUUAUUCCCUGUAAAUAGCAUGUACAGCCCCACUGCACCCCAAAGCAGGACGUGUUCCCUCCCCAGGAGCCGGGCAGGUCCCGGCCACCCCCAACCCCCUCCAGGAGAGGCUGCGGUCACUGCAGAGCCGA